GCGAACUUCUCCUACUGGCUCGUUGCCUGAGAAAUUAAGCUCUCGGGAGACCCGUCUGUGGCUUGGACGUUGAGAUGAUCUGAGCACAGGCACCAUCUCCUCUAGCAUUGUCAAGUCCAAUUACACAUUCUGUUCGAAGGAUGCGACUGCCUGGGAUACGGUGUCAUGGCAAUUCUUCGUAGGACAGGUGAGAAGCUAGAAGAAAUUGGCAUAUAAAGUCUCGACGAUCUUCAUUUUCUACCCAUCUCUACUCAUCGCAGCAUUCAAUCGUUCAGUCCAAAGUACCUCGUAAAAUCUAAUAAUUCAAUCGUUAAUCAUGAAGUCAUUCGCUAUUGCUUCUCUCCUCCUCAGCGCCCCUGCGGCAUUGGCCCUGCCCGAUGUCGUGGCCCAAGCACUCCCUGAAGGCUGCGCUUCAUACCCUGGCUACAAUGAGGACACCGGCAUCGCUGGUCCCUGGGUUCUCCAGACUGUAGAUACCGAGAACGCUGCUAUUAACGGCUUCUCCGAUAUCUCCGUCUACUCAAUUGCCUACAACCCCGCAACAGACCGCAAGCCCACCAUUCGAUGGGGAUUCAUCAACUUCCCCAACGACAACAAGUACGCCAAGACCCCUCUCCAGUGCCAGGACGGCGUUCUCCACGCCCGCCCUGCCACCGACCUGACCGCCGCCGGCGCUCCCACCAACUACCAGUGGACUCCCCUGGUCAUCGCGCCGUACCCGUACGCCGCGAACCUGAUGUACAAGAUCGAGGGCGAGGAGGUCAAGAUCUUCGAGCACUACAUCGACGGCGUCAAGCAGCCCGGCGCCUUCAUCGGCGGCUACGACAACUCCACCACCUGGGGCUUCCAGUACCAGCCCGCCAACCAGGGCUCCAGCGGCUUGGACUACUUCUCCAUCAGGCUGUUGGGCCCCAACUCGGCGGAUCCUACUACCGGCGAGGCUCUGCGCGCCAACGAGACUAGGGGGUUCAUUAAGAUCCUUGGUUAGAUGGGAGAGGUUAGGGCGGAUUGAGACUGCGAUGAGCAUGGGGGUUGUCGAAUUUGCAUGACUACAUAGAGUAAAUGUCGGAAAGGGAGAGAGUAUGAUUGUUGGUAGUAUCUCAGCAUUCGCAUCUUUCUUCCAAGAACACUAUAAUAGAUUACGUUUAUGUCCCCAGCUGCAUGAUGGGAUUCACAAGAAGACGUUCAUUUAAGGUUGCGUUUGAAAUGUGGGGUAUUGAGACACUCCGAUAUUAGAUCGAGACAGAAGAGCUAUUGAGACAUUCUAAUGUGAGAUCGAGACUGAAGAGAUCGUGCUGAACGACCGUCCAUAUGUCGUCAACGAUCUGUCUCGUACGAGACGCAAUCGAG
Molecule: messenger RNA, 1350 nt
Organism: Aaosphaeria arxii CBS 175.79
Lineage: Eukaryota; Fungi; Ascomycota; Dothideomycetes; Pleosporales
Exons: 2
Coding region: 317-988 (223 amino acids)
Source: RefSeq, a predicted model, not a curated record